Molecule: messenger RNA, 443 nt
Organism: Vavraia culicis subsp. floridensis
Lineage: Eukaryota; Fungi; Microsporidia; Pleistophoridae
Exons: 1
Coding region: 1-417 (138 amino acids)
Source: RefSeq, a predicted model, not a curated record
AUGAGUAAUCCUGCGUAUCCACGCUCUACGACUGCAAAUACCACAGUUGCACCAUUCAAUGGCACAGUAAAAAGCACAGAACCACUCCAAACCACGAAUGCAUCAAAAAAUGUGCUUGGCACAGGUAAUAUAAUGUUUAUUUUCCUUGGGGUGCUUGUUGCGUUCUAUAUAAUAAUUACGAGUAUAUACAUACUGUGUAUAAAACCGUAUGCUCAUGAAAAUGACGCUGUGAGGCAGGUGAGUAGGAAGAAAAGCAGGCGUACGGACAGGUCUCAAGAGGUGGUUGAGGGAGUGCAAACGAGUAAGAAGAAAAGCAGGCGUAGGGAAAGGUCUCAAGAGGUGGUUGAAGGAGUGCAAAUAGAUUUGCAGGAGGUGCCUUAUGAACCACGGCCCUAUGAUUAUGAAACGGUGGUGUGAUAAGUUGGGUUGGUAUGAUAAACGCG